AUGUCCCAGUGGUGGAGAGCACGAAAGGCGCCGUGUGAGCUGCGGAUGUGGUGUGGACUGGAAGUGGAGAGCGGUUGGCUGCUAGUUCAGGGCGGCAAGGGGCUCCACAAGGAAGACCCUUCAAACAGCUGGGCUAAUCGCCAUGCCUCACCCGAUCGACAGCGAAACAACGACCACGGUCCUCGCCUCGUGGACAGUGUCACAGUGUGGCACCACGUGGCCGUGAUUCACCGGUCUGCUUGCAUGACACAGCCUGAAUGGACCAUUGAAAUGGAUCGAGAUGCGAUGCUCGAGAGCUUCGAUGCCACGAAGGCGCACGAGCUGCUGCGGAGCACGUUGCCGGAGAGUGGGCAUUCCGUCGUGGUGGCCAUGCGACCCAAGGGUGGCAAGGCCGCGCGCGCGUAUGACUCCCGAGAUGAUAAGCAGGUGAUUUGGCCACAGGGUUGGUUGACGGUCUUUGACGGGGUACACCAUGAGCCGUUGGCUGCAGCUCUUUUUGGGGCUAUGGGCUUUGUCAGGUUUCGUUCCCACGUGGGCGCGGGCAUCGUCUUGGUCCACCCCUUGAGAAUCGCUCUGAAUGACCCGUGGAUCGCAGGGGGGGAAGCCCUCACGGAGGUGACAGCCCGGCAGUUGAAGUUGGACUCACAUCCGCGGCGAACUCGGUGCAUGUGGAAUGUGCUGGGCAACUAUGACAAUGUGCAGUACCAUGUGCAGAUUGAGAUUGGCGCCGCGUGUCCAUCGUAUGGUCGGCAACAGUUCAAGGUCCGAACGAAAUGGGACGUGAUCCAUGUGAGGAUCGGCAACCGCAUCACCUUCCGCUACGGCGACGGCACAGUGGCCAAUGGAGGUGCCUUUCUGAAGCGCCUCACGUGGGCUCUUUUUUUUCCGCGCGAGAAGAUCAAGAAGACCUCGGAAUGUUCCUUCUAUGACACGGUGAGGAUCGGAGACCUGGAGGUUCAGCGGCAGCUGCUGAUUCAGGUGGAUGACAUGGAAUCUGAUACUCACAUGAAGUCGGAUGGCAUCUUGGGUUUGGCACAUCACUAUGCCUCGGAUCGGAGUCUCAGAGGCGAAACCUUUGUCUCCACGCUCUUCAGGGAGCACCCCCACCUACCGGCGCAGUUCUCCUUCUACCUCACGGGGCGUGGCUCCAGCGACGCCAAGUCUCAGCUGGUCUUCGGCGAUCCAGACCUUGGGACACACUCGAAGGAGACGAGCUUUCGCUAUGGCAAGGGCCAGUACAUGUCCACCACGGAUCUUUGGUUGACCAGCGUUUGGUCCAUCGGCUGGAGUGACACAGGCGUCGAGGUGACCUUCCCAGAUCGUGGCACGUUGGGCGCACCUGCUUUGAUCGACUCAGGGUCUUCGCUUUUGGUCAUCGAGCCGACGGUCUAUGACCGACUCAUCUCAGAGCUUCGAUGGCGCUUUACCAACUGCCAUUCGCUACCUGAACAGCAGAUCCUCAGCUGUGAUUGCCCACCAGCCAAUGACCUGAGUAGGAUACCGCAGCUAGUGAUCAACGUCAUCGAUGAGCAUGUCCGAGACAAGCAGUUCAGCCUUUGCAUGUCUCCAGACGAGUUCAUCCUUGAGUCAGUGGACCCUCUGACUGGCAGGACCUCCUGCGUGCCCAGUAUUCAACGUGGGAGCGACAGCCAACCCGUGCCGCUGAUCUUCGGCAUGACGUGCGCCUGA
Molecule: messenger RNA, 1689 nt
Organism: Durusdinium trenchii
Lineage: Eukaryota; Dinophyceae; Suessiales; Symbiodiniaceae
Source: the annotation of a GenBank genome assembly